AUGAAUCUCAUCGGGAAGCUCCGCAGAAGCUUCCGAACGCUGGUCAUUCUCCUGGCCACCUUCUGCUUGGCAAGCAUUGUCAUCUCUGCCUAUUUCCUCUACACUGGCUACAAGCAGGAAAUGGCCCUGGUGGAAACCACUGGACAAGCAGAGUGCGAGGACCUUAAGCUUCUGCCCUACAGGUCUGCAGAGCUGAGAACACCUAAGCCAAUUGAUCCCUCUAGGACUGAUCCCACUGUGCUCCUGUUCGUGGAAAGCCAGUACUCCCAGCUGGGGCAAGACAUCAUAGCCAUCCUCGAGUCCAGCAAGUUUCAGUACCACAUGGUCAUUGCACCAGCCAAGGGGGACAUUCCCCCUCUCACAGACAAUGGGAGAGGGAAGUACACAAUUGUUAUAUAUGAGAAUAUUUUAAAGUACGUGUCCAUGGACUCGUGGAAUAGAGAACUUCUGGAAAAAUACUGUGUGGAAUACAGUGUUAGCAUAAUUGGUUUUCAUAAAGCCAACGAGAACAGCUCCCCCACUGUCAGGCUGAAGGGGCUGCCAUUACAGCUGUACAACAACGUGGCCCUCAGAGACUGCACGGUGAACCCUCAGUCGCCCCUGCUGCGCAUCACCAGAGCGCCCAGGGUGGAGAAGGGCGCCCUGCCCGGCGAGGACUGGACAGUGUUCCAGUUCAACCAUUCCACCUACCAGCCCGUGCUGCUGGCUGAGCUGCAGCCUGCCAGGCCCACCCCUGCCACGCUGCCCAGGGCUGCUCUCUAUGCAACCGUCAUCCAGGACCUGGGCCUGCAUGACGGCAUCCAGAGAGUCCUGUUUGGGAACAACCUGACCUUCUGGCUCCACAAGCUCAUCUUCAUCGAUGCCAUCUCCUUCCUGUCAGGAAAGAAGCUCACACUCUCCUUGGAGAGGUACAUCCUGGUGGACAUAGACGACAUCUUUGUCGGGAAGGAGGGGACGAGGAUGAAAAUUAACGAUGUGAAGGCUUUACUAGAGACUCAAAAUUUACUGCGCACUCAGGUUGCAAAUUUUACCUUCAACCUUGGAUUUUCAGGAAAAUUUUACCACACAGGGACUGAGGAGGAGGAUGAGGGUGAUGAUCUGCUGCUGAGAUCUGUGGAUGAGUUCUGGUGGUUUCCCCACAUGUGGAGUCACAUGCAGCCACACCUCUUCCACAAUGAGUCCUCACUGGUGGAGCAGAUGAUCCACAACAAAGAGUUUGCAAUAGAGCACGGCAUCCCGACGGGCAUGGGCUACGCGGUGGCUCCGCACCACUCCGGGGUGUACCCGGUGCACGUGCAGCUCUACGAGGCCUGGAAGAAGGUGUGGCACAUCAGGGUGACCAGCACAGAAGAGUACCCACACCUGAAACCUGCACGGUACAGACGGGGCUUCAUCCACAAUGGCAUCAUGGUGCUCCCUCGACAGACCUGUGGCCUUUUCACUCACACUAUUUUUUACAAAGAAUAUCCUGGUGGUCCUCAGGAGCUGGACAAAAGUAUCCGAGGAGGUGAACUCUUCCUCACCAUUCUCCUGAAUCCCAUCAGCAUUUUCAUGACCCACCUGUCCAACUACGGCAACGACCGCCUGGGCCUGUACACCUUUGCCAACCUUGCCAGCUUUGUCAAGAGCUCCACAAACCUGCAGCUGCAGACGCUGCCCCCCGUGCAGCUGGCUCAGAAGUACUUCGAGCUCUUCCCCGAGCAGACUGACCCUCUCUGGCAGAACCCGUGUGAUGAUAAACGACACAGGGAUAUUUGGUCCAGAGACAAAACUUGCGACCACCUGCCCAAAUUCCUGGUGAUAGGACCCCAGAAAACAGGAACAACGGCCCUUUAUUUAUUCCUUCUGAUGCAUCCUUCCAUUAUCAGCAAUCUCCCCAGUCCAAAAACUUUUGAGGAAGUUCAAUUCUUCAACGGCAACAACUACCACAAGGGAAUUGACUGGUACAUGGAUUUCUUCCCCACUCCUUCCAACAUCACCACCGACCUCCUCUUUGAGAAAAGUGCCAACUACUUCCAUUCUGAGGAAGCUCCCAAGAGAGCUGCUUCCCUCAUCCCCAAGGCCAAGAUCAUCACCAUCCUCAUCGACCCGUCCGACCGUGCCUACUCCUGGUACCAGCACCAGCGCUCCCACGAGGACCCCGCUGCCCUGAAAUUCAACUUUUACGAGGUGAUCACGGGCAGCCCCCGGGCGCCGCCGGAGAUGCGGGCGCUGCAGCGGCGCUGCCUCACUCCCGGCUGGUACGCGCUGCACAUCCAGAGGUGGCUCUCGCACUUCCCUCCCUCCCAGUUGCUCAUUAUUGAUGGACAGCAGCUGAGAAGCGACCCUGCUACUGUGAUGGAUGAAGUGCAGAAGUUUCUGGGAGUGUCUCCUCAUUACAAUUACUCUGAAGCCCUAACGUUCGACCCUCAGAAAGGUUUCUGGUGCCAGUUAUUGGAAGGAGGGAAAACAAAGUGCCUGGGGAAAAGCAAAGGUCGGAAAUACCCACCAAUGGACCAAGAGUCCCGAGCGUUUCUGUCGAGCUACUACCGAGAGCACAACGUGGAGCUGUCCAAGCUGCUGCACAGGCUGGGGCAGCCGCUGCCCUCCUGGCUGCGGCAGGAGCUGCAGAAGGUCAGGUAG
Sturnus vulgaris (Common starling) is the source of this 2622-nucleotide messenger RNA. It is a transcript of the gene NDST4, whose product is annotated as N-deacetylase and N-sulfotransferase 4. Gene Ontology annotation, molecular function: heparan sulfate N-sulfotransferase activity; deacetylase activity; hydrolase activity. Gene Ontology annotation, cellular component: Golgi apparatus. The record is from RefSeq and is a predicted model, not a curated record. NCBI's taxonomy places the organism in Eukaryota, Metazoa, Chordata, Aves, Passeriformes, Sturnidae.